CCCAUGCUAAGUAGAGAGCUUUCAUUUCUAAUAGUAUAUGUUCUGUGGAUGUUCGGUACUCGCUGCGCUGCUGCCAUUCUGGCAUUACGUCAAUGGUGGAGGUCUCAUUUCGGUUUGGGAGGAGUUGCUGUGACCGCCAUUGUUAUAAUUCCUCACCAUAUUAUAGAACACAGCGAGAAUUCGAUUUACCUGCAUUCCGCGUAGCGUGUGUCGAGGCUGAGGGACCGUUUUUCCGAGUAUAACCUUCAAGAGUGCGGACCACAGACGGAUCCAUCGGCCGACGCAUUCUUAGCGUAGCAUGUCCACGAUGAAUCCCGAGUAUGAUUACCUGUUUAAAUUGCUUCUAAUUGGAGACUCUGGUGUUGGGAAAUCUUGUCUCCUGUUACGCUUUGCUGAUGACACAUACACAGAAAGUUACAUCAGUACUAUUGGUGUGGACUUUAAGAUUCGAACUAUCGAUCUAGAUGGAAAAACAAUAAAAUUACAAAUUUGGGAUACUGCGGGUCAAGAGCGGUUCAGAACAAUUACAAGUUCUUACUAUCGAGGUGCGCAUGGUAUUAUUGUUGUUUAUGACUGUACAGAUCAGGAGACUUUUAACAAUGUAAAACAGUGGUUGGAAGAAAUUGAUCGUUAUGCCUGUGAUAACGUCAAUAAGCUGCUAGUCGGCAACAAAUGUGAUCUACAUACUAAGAAAGUAGUAGAUUAUACAACAGCUAAGGAAUAUGCCGAUCAACUCGGCAUACCAUUUUUGGAAACAUCAGCAAAAAAUGCAAUGAAUGUAGAGCAAGCUUUUAUGACAAUGGCUGCUGAAAUAAAACUUAGAGUGGGUCCACCAUCAAGUGGAGCGAGCGAUCCAGCCAACAAAGUGAAGAUAGAACACGGGCGUCCAAUUGAAUCUUCUAAAUCUGGAUGCUGCUGAGAAUUGUAAUCUGCGUUUAACCAAAACAUCUAAUAUGGUUGCGGUCCGGAUACUGCAAAAUUAAACUUAUUAUUGCAAGUAUAAGAACGUACAUGAAAGUUUAAGUUUACGUCAACAACAAAAAAAAGGGGAAAAAAUGAAUCUAACACACACUCAUGGACCACCAACUCUUCUUCAGAGUUGUACGAAGCUCUUGUCCGCCUGCCCUAAAUUUCGUUUUUGUAGUUAAUUUUUCUUUCCAAAGAAGAAAAGACGUGGUUAAUCAACGCCAUUUUCUAGUAUAAAGUUCGACUUUAGAUAAAUUUGUCGAAUUAGUAUUGAUAAUGUCGAGCGUGAGUGUAGAUGUGCGUGUAAUGGAAGGAGGGGGUAAUUCGGGUCUUGAGAAGUAAAUUGAAUAAUACUGUGUAUGGUGAUUAUUAUAAUAAGCACUUUGAUUUUUCCUUUUUAGCCUAAUUGUAAUAUGUACUAUAGCGUGUUUGGCUCUAGCCAUUUCUAUUCCUCUAUACAAUAAUCCAGAACGUUUUCUCAUGUUUCUUCUUUCGUUCUUUAUUUUCUUUUAGAAAGCGCAGAGAGUUAGGAUAUUUGUUUCCUAAUGAGGUUACACGAGAAAUGCGGCAUUCUUUUUCACCACACACACACACACACACACACACACACACACACACACACACACACACACACCUGCGCGCGCGCACCCACGCAGCAUGCGAAAUGAGUGUAAAAAAUAUCCAUAUAGAGGAUAUUUUUUAAAAGUUUAUUUUUUUAAAAAGAAAACAUUAAUUAGUAAUUUAUAACAUAAAUAUAUGCACAUAUACAAACAAUACCCAUCAUGUUAAUAAAUUGCUAAUUAAUGUUUACUUUCUAAAAAUAAAUUUUAAAAUAUCCUUGUAUCUAUACUUUUUACAUUUGUUGUAUACAUAUAUAGGCAAUGCACAAAAUAAUGUGAAUAUUUAGGAAAUACAUUACUUAAUGAUUGGUUUUCUUAUGAAAUCAUUUUUAAUACAGAUUUUAUUCUUCUAUCUGAUUCUAUUUUUAAAACUUCAACUUUUUUCUCAGCCAACAUAAUUACUUAACUUAAAUAUCAAGUCUCUUAACUUAAAUAUCAAGUAACACACUAUUUUAUUACAAUUAAGAUGUCAACCAAGACUUGAAAAUUUUCAUCAAAUAUUAAUCAUAGUGAUAUCACCUUGUUAUUGCAAUGGUGAUUACUUAAAUCAUGAGCAGUUUUGAAGAAUAAAGUGGAAAAUGAGUUUUCUUCAAUAUCUUUUAAGCAUCCUCCGGCGUCUCCUAGAAGGUAUUAUGGUAAAAGAAUGUAACAUUGCACUGGUGACUAGUUAAGCAUUGUAUGAUUUUUUUUAAACAAGAAUAAAAUCUGUAUUAAAGACAAAGAACGAGCCAAUCUUUUAUUAAUAAGAUGCAUGUAUUUUCCAAAUUUUUACAUCAUUUUAUCUAGCCUAUGUAUGCAUUAUAUGCAUACAUACAUAUUUAGUGUAAUUUAAUAAUAAAUAUUUCAAUGCUAACUAAGUGCAUACACAGCAUACACUUAUAAAUGCAUACACACACACACACACAUAUAUACAUGUGUUUAUGCGUGUAUGUGUACAUUGUAUUUAAUGGCAACUUUGAUUGGAUGCAUUGAUGCAUAUUAAAACAAUCGAUCACAAGUCACAAAUUGAUGUAAAGAUAUAUAUUUAAUAUGGAUAUUUGAUAUAAAUCGAUAUAAGAAUGUUUAAUAUAAAUACAUAAACAAAUUAAAAUUGGAAAUUUUUAAUACACUUUAUUGUGCUAUGUGUUAAAAUAUAUAUAUAUAUAUAUAUAUAUAUAUAUAUAUAUAUAUAUAUAUAUAUAUAUAUAUAUAUAUAUAAUUCUAAUUAUUUGGAUUUUAUUUUUACUCUUAGAUUAGAUUACUGUAUAGCAGUUUUAAUGUGCAUAAUAGUGCAAUCCAAUCGAAUUCACCAUAAGUAUGCUGCUCAUGUGCACCAAGCCAAACAGCAGUGCGGAACUUGGUUUGUUUAAUUUUAUCUAUGAUCCUCGUCAUGGUCUUUUUUUACAUAAUUCAAAUGCGAUCCGAGAAUCGACAAAAAAUCUACGAACCAGCUCCGAUCGAGCGGAAAAGCGAGGAUAUUUUAUACGAGUUAAGAGAUAUUACAGUUACAUGUAAUCUAAAUCGUAGCUUUGUAUCGUGAGAGGGUUAUUUGUGACGGGUAUACGAUAUAAUGGCAUUCGAAAAGUUACAAAUAUAGUAACUGUAAUUAUAUGAAAUACGGAUGAAUAAACAAUUAUCUAAACGAAAA
Molecule: messenger RNA, 3213 nt
Organism: Solenopsis invicta (red fire ant)
Lineage: Eukaryota; Metazoa; Arthropoda; Insecta; Hymenoptera; Formicidae
Gene: Rab1
Product: ras-related protein Rab-1A
Exons: 4
Coding region: 299-919 (206 amino acids)
Molecular function (GO): GTPase activity; GTP binding
Source: RefSeq, a predicted model, not a curated record